Messenger RNA from Nelumbo nucifera (sacred lotus), 1570 nucleotides. RefSeq names its product light-regulated zinc finger protein 1 (gene LZF1). Gene Ontology annotation, biological process: photomorphogenesis; regulation of DNA-templated transcription. Gene Ontology annotation, cellular component: nucleus. The record is from RefSeq and is a predicted model, not a curated record. NCBI's taxonomy places the organism in Eukaryota, Viridiplantae, Streptophyta, Magnoliopsida, Proteales, Nelumbonaceae. Gene Ontology annotation, molecular function: zinc ion binding.
GUUCCCGUGCUGUACGAACUGCGAACUGCCAACGCUUACAAAUAAAGAAGGCUGUCACGUUUCUGCGGAGUUGGGAACGCCUCAUGGGACGAGCACGAGCUCGAGCUCCUGCUUCUUGCACAGAAGGUUAGAGGAGAAGGUGUAGUACUGAUUGCUGGAGCAGCGGUGAGGGAUUUGAGAGGGGUUGUUGGGUUCUAAUCUAAAAGUCUUCUGACCGGAGGAAGAACAAUCGGCUUUCGAAUUGACUUGGGUUUGUUGGGGAGGAGAGGAAGGAUGAAGAUCCAGUGUAAUGCUUGUGAGGCGGCGGAGGCCAGUGUGCUCUGCUGCGCAGACGACGCUGCUUUGUGUUGGGCGUGUGACGAGAAGGUUCAUGCGGCGAACAAGCUUGCUAGCAAGCAUCAGAGGGUUCCUCUGUCGAAUUCGUCGUCGCAAAUGCCGAAAUGCGAUAUAUGCCAGGAAACUGUUGGCUAUUUCUUUUGUCUAGAAGAUCGAGCUUUACUCUGUAGGAAAUGUGAUGUUGCCAUACACACUGCAAACAACUAUGUGUCAGGGCAUCAGAGGUUCCUCUUGACAGGAGUAAAAGUAGGGCUUGAAUCUGAAGAACCAGUUGCAUCUUCUACCAAAGAGAAAUUGAACCCUGCUGGUAGAGAUGUUGGGGUGGUAUCUAGAAAUCCAGGAACAGAAUGUAGACCUGAGCCUAUGAGUGCUGGAGUGGUGCCUAGAAAUGAAAGAAUAAUAUCUAGACUUGAGCCUUCAAGUGCUGGAAUGGUGUCUAGAAAUAUAGGAACAAUAUCUAGACCAGAGCCUAGAAGGCAUAUCUCACCACAAAUGGCUGGUGAAAAUAGUGGAUCAUUGUCAAGCCUGGUUUGUGGAGUUGGGAGUCUACCAACAAGUACAAUGUCAUUUUCUGGGGGACCUAUGAGUGGAAGUUCCCCACAAUGGCCUUUGGAUGAGUUUUUUGGGUUCACAGAACUAAGUCAAAAUUAUGGGUUCAUGGACCACACAUCUUCCAAGGCUGAUAGCGGAAGGCAGGAAGAUUCUGAUUGGUCCCCAAUUUUACGAGCGGCAGAUGAAGAGUUGGAUGUUGACGAGUGCUUGGGUCAGGUGCCAGAGAUGUCAUGGAUGGUGCCACAGAUGCCAUCACCACCCACAGCCUCAGGGCUUAACUGGCCAAAGAACUUGCGGAAUCCACCAUCUGAUUGUGCAGCUUCUGUUCCAGAUAUAUGCUCCUUGUCUGUUCAAAACUUGUAUCAAUAUCAACCAAAUGCUGCCAUCUUGAAACGUAGAAGGCUGUACUAAUUGCAGAACUGUUCUUGCAGGAGAGCUGGAGAGGUACUUGGAAAGUCAAGUGCUGUAUAAAUUUUGUAUCUAUUUUUUACUUCUUCCUGAUGUUUUUACUUUUUAGGGCAUUAGGAUCACCUUAUCAAGGCUAUGUUUCUAGAUCAGUAGGUACUUUUUUUUUUUUAAAUCUUUCCUAGGUUAUUAUGGUUCUUUUUGUGUAAUUAUUAUACGUAUCUGACCACAAGUUAUCUGGUUAUAUUUGGUUUCUAAUAAUUGAAUGUUUUUUUUU